Molecule: messenger RNA, 2633 nt
Organism: Anopheles merus
Lineage: Eukaryota; Metazoa; Arthropoda; Insecta; Diptera; Culicidae
Exons: 2
Coding region: 150-989 (279 amino acids)
Source: RefSeq, a predicted model, not a curated record
UGUUUACAAAUCGCGUAUGCGGGUCACUGCGUUCGCCAUUGCUGUAUCAGCAAGAACGCGAAGUUCAUCAAAUAUUUCAGCAGUUUCUGUUGCAUUGCACGUUCCGUGCCGUUCAUCUCGCCCGUCCGCAUUCGACAGCCACCACCAAAAUGAUCGACCGUACCUCUGCAGAGGAAGAGAUCAGUCGGGCGAUCAACAGUGCGAUGGGCUACACGAUGAACGCGACCGAGUACUUCAACGGUUUGGACAAUGGUUCGUUCACGUCAACCGUGGCGGGUGCCAGCGCCACGAAACCGAUGGGCCGUGGACGUGGCGUCGUCGACGUAUCGCACAGCCGGCUGGAGGAAAUCCGUCUAGCCGCACGCAUCAGUCGUCUCCAGGCGCAAAACUACCCGAUGGGGCAUCUGCCAACGACGCGUGAAAUAUUGGCCGGAGAUCGGGCGGCAGAAAUCACCGCCGGUCUGCGUACGCUCGGUAUCCACAGUACGGACAGCCAGCUCAGCAGCCGUACUACCAUACCGACCGUUGUCAAGGAAAAGAUACGCGUCGACGGGAAGGUGCCUUUGAUCCUGGACGGUGAUUUGUUCCAUCAGCGCUACUGCUCGGAAGAGGAGGAUGAAGAUGACGAGUCACAAAGUGCGUCACCGAAACCGUCCGAAGACAUGAAAUACGAUCCAUCGAAACCGCUCACCGUGCUGUUUCCGACGAUUGUCGAAUUUCGACAGCCGAUACCCGACCCGGAAUCGAGCGGAAGUGAGCUGAACACGAGCGUCACAAGUUCCGCCAGCUCCAGUUCCUCGAAAAACAGCUCAAGACGAGGUAAGAAAAAGAAGUGGACCAAAGUGCCGGUAGACAUGGUACUGUCCUCCUCCAAGCAUAUCGGGCGUGAGGAUGGGGAUGUUGUUUGCGGUGGUCCUCCGCUGCCGCCCCACAGCAGCUACCGAAGUCGUACCGUGUACAGUGCGGAAGGGAUGCGAAACAUCAAAUGAGAAGGGCACUGUGGGUGAGCCUUUUUUAAUGGAGCCUGUUCCAGUUUGUUUACAGAAAUACUAGAGUAAUAGAUUUUAGAAUAAUGCCGAUAGCAAGAGAUAGCGCAGAGGAAACGGAAUAGGAUAUGUUCAGCGAUUUAUUCGGCGAUCGCGUGUAGGAAAAGGGUUUUAUAAAAUAACUGCGCAAUAUUAUUAAACAUUAUGAUGGUCCCUGAUACACAGUUAGGCAACAUCCGAAGUGGUUUUCAAGGUGAUUGUUGUUUAAAGCAAGCCCCAAAAUAGCGUGUAAAUGGGUAAAGAAGCGAAUCGAUGUCUUGUGAUUAGAAUUUUGGCAUCGUUUGUCGAUAAGAAGGUGGAUUAGGUUGAUACACAGGCUUACAGGUAAAAAAAAAUGAACAUCCAUAGAGAACUUUUUCAUACAACUCAAGCAAACAGCAAGCAUGAAUUCGAUGUUGGGAUGUGUCGAUUGCAAGAAUAUAACAUGCCUGAUAUAUACAGGCUUCUCAGGCGCGUUUUCAUACAUCAUGAGUUAUAAUGUCCAUCAAAUUCAGGCCUUAUUGGACAAUCAGGCACAAUACCAGGACACUGUUAUUAGUGAAGCCGAUCAAAUAACCAUAAAAUUCACACCAUUAUAAGAAUCCAUGCAAAGAAUGCCAACAUUCAGCCAUAUAAAGGGAAAAUUCACUGUCAGUACAGAACAUUUAUAAUAGGCCAACCAAUUGGGGGAUUUAAAUUGUGACAGUUCCGUAGUACAAUCGUCAACUCAUACGACUUAACAACAUACACUUCAUGGGUUCAAUCCUCAUAUGGACCGUCUUCCCUUAGCAAGGACUAAACUAACUAUAAAAUACGAAAGCCUCUAUACGGUCCGACAAGAAAUUACUCCAAAUAGAAGCAGAAGAGAGGAACCAGGGCAGUGCUCCAUGUGAAACCGAGCAAAAGAUUAAAAAUUUCAUAUCAUAACAAGAAUUCGAUGCAACCAUUCAGCCAUCCACACAGUGCAGAACUAUUAUAGCAAUACCUCUUAGUUGGGAAUUAAAUUGGAAAAUAGGCCAUCUUCAGGAUUGAAUCAACAACACCCUUCUACAGACUAAAAGGGGGCGGUCCCGUGGUACAGUCGUCAACUCGCACAACUUAACAACAUACCCAUCUUAGGUUCUCAAGCUCACCUUCCUCCCCUUGUAACAAGGACCCUAACUAUCCGACUGCGUAGUACUGAAUAAGACUCAAAAGCGCCUGUAUAGGCCGGACAUGUCCACGUAUGGCGUUACGAGAAAUAGAAGAGGAAGUUCAUGUAAAAACCGAACCAUUUUUUCAUGUUCAAUUAAACACUUUUUACAAAAAACGUCCAGUAAACCUGAGUGCGCAAAGGCCCAGCCAUGACCGACAUUACGACCUAACGCCAAGCAGUCAAUCAUGUAAAAUCACAGAGAGUUUAUAUAAACGUUAAGCAACGAACGAACCAAGUUCGGACUGUGAUUCGAUUCUUCCACGUCACAUUAGGCACUCUUCUAGUUGCUUUGAAACGGUCCCAAAUGAAUUGUCUGAAAAUAAUUGUUUCUGAAUUAUAUUAUUAUUGCCAUGAAAAUGUAAUGCGUCCAGCUAAAUUCGUUAAAAAAUGCAUAUCACAACUCCGGUGAAAGC